This is a messenger RNA of Armigeres subalbatus, 1734 nucleotides long. Its product is annotated as chymotrypsin-C-like. Gene Ontology annotation, biological process: proteolysis. The transcript is spliced from 5 exons. The record is from RefSeq and is a predicted model, not a curated record. Bases 1 to 1446 code for a protein of 481 amino acids. NCBI's taxonomy places the organism in Eukaryota, Metazoa, Arthropoda, Insecta, Diptera, Culicidae. Gene Ontology annotation, molecular function: serine-type endopeptidase activity.
AUGAGAUCCAAUGUUUUGUUUACUCUUGUGUGGAAUUUAUCUGUGACAGCGGAAAUCGUGAACAACGUAACCAGCUGUGGCACAACGAUUCACAAUAUCCAGAAGCCACUGAUCGUCCAGGGAACCAUAUCUGGAGAACCAGGCCGAUGGCCAUGGCAUGCAUCCAUAUGGCACCGACAGUCUCGCAAAAUCCAUGCCUACGUUUGCGGGGGUACGCUACUCAGUGAUCUGUUUGUACUAACCGCAGGCCACUGUGUGUCGAAAGAUGGCAAUGCCCUGAAUGAGCGCCUUUUCACCGUACAGUUGGGUUCGGUUCGACAGAAUUUACUGCUGAAUGAAUUCCCAGUACAGAAUAAAGCCGUUGCAGAAGUGUUCUUACACGAAGAAUUUUCAUCUCGAGACUUUCGCGCAGAUAUUGGUCUGCUGGCGCUGAAGACAAGAGUUGAUUUGAAUGAAUACGUGCAACCUAUCUGUUUGCCCACACAGAGCGUACAGAAUGUUCGUAGUAGUAUCAUUGGUCGUGAUGCGGUGACGGUGGGGUUUGGAAUGACAGAAAAGGGAGAAAAUUCGGAUGAACUGAGGCAACUAACCGUAACGAUUGUGGACUACGUAACGUGUUUGCAAAGCAAUCGAGACGUUUUCGGAAAAUCGUUAUCUGAAGGAGUUAUAUGUGUUGGCAAUGAUCAGGAAGGGACGGUUUGCAACGGAGAUAGUGGAGGUGGCCUGUUUACGGAAGAAACAGACGGGCGAUGGACCAUUCGUGGUGUAACCAGUUUCACCGCUCAGCGUGGAUGGGGUGACAACAGUUGUAGCUUGAAGGACUAUUCUGCGUUUGCUAAUGUGUCGUUUUUUGAAUCGUGGAUUCAUAAUGUCAUGGAAUAUGGACAUCAGGAAGGUUUUUUCGUUCGGAACAUGACGGAUGGUAGAACGAAAAAAAUACGAUUGGUUGAAGAGUCUACCAAAGUUGCUCAACAAAUUAAAAUCAGUGAAAGAAAAUGUAGAGAGUUUCAGAGAAAGGGUCUUGUUGUGUCGGGCUUCCAUGGACCUGGUCAUGUUUAUCUGCAAAUCAAUGACAAACCCUUAGGCUUAGCAUAUUACUUAAACGAUCGUUUUGCAGUAACGACUGCGGGGCUGGCGAAAAAUUGUAUAAAUGCAAUAUGCGAAACAAUUCUGGGCAAAAAAGUUCAACAAGUGAUCGUGCACCCCCAUUUUGAAGGCUCCAGGGACUUCAACAUAGCAUUAAUUUUGAUGCCACUGGCUACCGAACCAUUGUGGUGCCUUUCACCAGAAAGUUCACCCAAAAUGUAUUUCGAAGGCAAGCAACUCCAGUGGAAUUCAAUCACGGAGGAUGCUCCCUCUUGGGUGGAGUUCGAGCUGAAUUCGUUUCUACCCACGAAGACUACCCACGAAGAAUGGAUCGAAUCAGUUGUUUGGAAGGAUGAGUAAGUCCAGUACCCCAACAGGGAACAGAAUCACUCUUGUUAGUGCUACCAUAAUUGUCAUGACUAAAUAGAGUUACGUAUAGUUUAAUAUACCAUGUGUUCUACAACCAAAAUUACUAUGUGUAUAGUAUAGUUCAGAAACGAAACCGCAUAUCUUCAGGAAAAUGGAUCUCAAUUCCUGCCCCCGGCUCAGUUCCGGAUCAGUCCAAUUUGCUGGCUGAGGAAUACUUUGCGAUACCACUGCCUUCAAAAUCAGCGGAAUCGGAAGCUCCGAAGUAUCUAACUCGAGAUG